UUUUUUUUUUCUGGGCUUUCUCUCCAGCCGAACGCAGCCCCUUCUUCUCUCGGCUGCCAUGAAAAGGGCGAAAACAAAGAAAAGCCCCGAAUGUCCGCCACGAACGGGGCACUGCUGUCUGACAUUCGGUCCGUCCUCAUCUCUCGGUCAGCAUCGCAUCCCGCUAAACACCGCCGCUGUCACACGCAAGCGUGAAAUUCUGACGUGGUGCUCGUGCCACCGUCCCAUUCAGCCGCCUGUCGGGACCCUCCCUUCAGACAGUCGUGCGUAUGAACUGGUAGCGAGACAAGGGCGCCACCGGAGCUGAGGUUCAACGCCAGCGGUCGCUUAUAGGGAGAGAAUCAAUAGGCAGCGCGACCUGGAGAGAUCUCCUGCGGCAAUGCGAAGAUGGCGAGAGUGCUCCACAACUUGCUGUUUUUUCUGAUCAGACUUGCGCUGAAGAUCCGAGUUUGGGGAUACUGGUCGUUAAUCUACGGCUAUUGUGCUCUCUGCACCGCCGCAGCGCUGCUGAAACUUUGCUGGAACAUCGUGCUGAGGCCGACGGCCACCUUCCAAUGGGGGAUCCGCGAAACUCCCCCGGCUUGUCUGAAUGACACGUCCUUGGGAACUCAUUGUUAUGUUAGGAUCAAGGAGUCUGGCCUUCGGUUUCACUACGUUGCUGCUGGGGAGAGAGGAAAACCCCUCAUGCUGUUUUUGCAUGGCUUCCCUGAGUUCUGGUUCUCCUGGCGCUACCAGCUGCGAGAAUUCAAGAGUGAGUUCCGUGUGGUGGCGAUCGACAUGCGUGGCUACGGGGAAUCCGACCUGCCGCUCUCCACUGAGAGCUACCACCUUGACUACCUGGUCACCGACGUGAAAGACAUUGUGGAGUACCUGGGGUACAACAGGUGUUGCCUGGUAGGUCACGACUGGGGCGGAACGAUAGCCUGGCUGUUUGCCAUACACUACCCUGAGAUGGUGACAAAGCUGAUCGUCCUGAACUGCCCCCACCCUUCUGUGUUCACAGACUACGCCCUGCGUCACCCCAGCCAGCUGCUGAAAUCCAGCCAUUUCUUUUUCUUUCAGCUGCCCCGCUUCCCGGAGCUCAUGCUCUCCAUCAAUGAUUUCAAGGCUCUGAAGGCUUUGUUCACCAGUCGAAGCACGGGAAUUGGGAGAAAAGGCCGGUGGCUGACUGCAGAGGACUUGGAAGCCUAUUUGUAUGCACUCUCGCAGCCGGGAGCUCUAACAGGAGCCCUCAACUAUUACAGGAAUGUCUUCAGCUCCCUCCCACUGAGCCACAAUCACGUGAGGUCCCCGGUGUUGCUGCUGUGGGGAGAACGGGACGCCUUCCUGGAGCAGGAGAUGGCCGAGGCUUGCCGCCUUUACAUCAGGAAUCACUUCCGUCUCAACAUCAUUUCUGGGGCCAGCCACUGGCUGCAGCAGGACCAGCCCGACAUCGUCAACACCCUCAUAUGGACCUUCCUGAAGGAGGGAGAGGGGCGCAAAAGCUACAGGAACUAAACCCACAGCAAAGCCUCCGCCCCCUGCACCGUCUCCCUUCCCCUGCCCUCACUGUCCACCCCCCACCCCCCGGAAGCCUUGAAUAUGCCUGUGAUACCAAGCAACAUAGUGAUGAUGCAAUCAUUCUUUAAACUUUUCACAUUUUAGAUAUUUUUUUAAAAGAAGUCAGCAACAAAGGAGAGAAUCGAAGCACACCUCACCAGAGAGGACACUGCAGAACACGCGUUUAAGAUUAUUUUUAGUUUGUUUCUUUUUUUUUUUUUGCACAUAACAGUGACAUCCGCCUUAAAGUCUGUCGGUAACAGCAUUACAAAUGUGUGGCGAAAUCUUUUCUUUGUGACCUGUAUUGUGUGGUGCCUUUUUAACGUUGGAGCUGUUGCGGUGUGAAGAUGUCCCGAGCCGUUGGGGCGUCCCGUUGUCCACUGUACUCGUGUGUUUCUCUGUGCUCGGCUGUAUUUUGGGCACAGUUCCCUGGGAGUCUCGCCUCCCGGGGAUCCGUUUAUCAGGUAGUGUUUGUCAAAAGGACUUUUCUUUUUUGUAAUUAUAUUUAUUUUUUUUCUCUCAGAUAUUUGCUUAAAUGUAGAGAAUGUUAACUUGAUCUUCCUGUAUAGAAAUAUUAGUGAUGGUUGCCUAUCGUACUAUUUUGUAUCUCUUCCUACACACUGCAUUUUGAAACUCACUGAGCCAGGUCGAUACUGUUUGAUUUUAUAAAUAAACCGAAUAAGUGUCAGUCUGUCAAGACUACAAUGCUUCUUCACAUUUUCAGC
Molecule: messenger RNA, 2264 nt
Organism: Fundulus heteroclitus (mummichog)
Lineage: Eukaryota; Metazoa; Chordata; Actinopteri; Cyprinodontiformes; Fundulidae
Product: epoxide hydrolase 4
Exons: 7
Coding region: 388-1497 (369 amino acids)
Molecular function (GO): hydrolase activity
Source: RefSeq, a predicted model, not a curated record